GGACGAAAGAGUGGCGGGCAUCGAAAGCACAGCGACGGAGGCUACAGCGACACCUCCAGUGCUGGGUCCUUCCCGGACGAGACGGACCGUGAGGUCAGCAGUCUGACAGAUCGAGCAUUCAGGAGUCUCUGCAUCGGAGAUGAGGCCGUUUAUAACGACUCAGACCUGGGUGCAUCUUCACCCUGCACCCAGAGAGACAGACAGCUGGCCUUUAGCCAGAGUGCUCAGGACAGAGACGGAGAGAGGGAGGAACUUAAGAGAACUGCACAUGAGAGCUUCAGCCUCAGGAUGCAGCAGUAUGAACAGAACUGGAUCCACGGAGGGAUGUAUGGGGCUGAGAUCCAAAGAGAUCCACAGUGGGAGGAUUAUGGGGAAAGGACACAAGGGAGAGUUUCUGCCACAUUCCAGCAGUCCUUUGUGGAAACCUCUCAACAGGAGGCACCUCUAAGAGGAGAACAGCUGUCCUUUCUCAGCAACGGCGCUACUGAGGUGAGUUCACAGCAACGAAGAAGCCGCUCCAGAGUCUCCUCUCUGAUCAGAGCUUUUAACUCUGAGGGACAGAGGGAUGGAGCCGGGAUGGACGGUAAACUCAGAGAGUUGAAUGAUGACACCAGCUGGGACAAAUCUGCUCUCAUGAGUAUACAAAGGGAACUUUCUGAAUUCUCCACAUCAUAUCAGGACAACUUUAACAGCGGCCAUUUCUCCUCAGCUGGUCCAUUCUCCUCCCGGGACGCUGGCUUCUACUCCUCUGAAGUAGCAGCAAUGAGUCACAUAAAUUCUGGACCCUCUUUUAUGAGAUCUUCCCACAGUAAACACAGCAUGUCCACACAGGUCAACUGUAACUCUAACUUCUUUAUACACAGUGAGUUCAGUCCAUUCAAAGUGUGGCGGGAUCAUAACAGGUUUCCCUUCCAGCAAGGAGAAGUCUCAGGGUUUAUGCGCUAUCCAGACUUCCCCAAGUGGUACGAGACACCAAUGUACAAGGAGCUUUCGCUGGAGAGCCAACCACAGGUUCCAUACAGGUUUGAGGAGAGGGGAAUGAGAAACCUGAGGAAUAACUGGGCACCGGUAGUGCCUCCCUCUCCUCCGCGCGCCACCUCGACAUCCACAAUGCUGCACAGAGCGUCCGCAGUGGAGAAACGGUGCGACUCGGAGUUAGCGGGUCAUUACACCUACAGGAAGCGGGCGCAAAGCCUCGGGACAAACAGGCUUCAACCCCAACGCCCAUCGACGGCAUCGCCAACCAUUGAGAUGUCUCGACGCGUCCAGGACACCAUCAGCUCUGUCAAAGCCCUCCAGCAAAAAAUCAAAAUGAUGACAGAGCAAAAUAUCUCUACAGAGAUGACAAUGCAUAAACAAGGAGUGUCUUAUAGCAAUGAUUAUCGUAUUCCCUAUGGAAACGAUGCAAAAUCAGUGGCACCAAAUGUCGUCAGCAGUAACACAAGCACAACUCCCUUCAACAUCAGCCAGCUGCUCACACCUGUAGUUCAUGCACAUCAAGAAUCAGAGACGUCAGAGGUCCGGCAGAGCGCGGUUUCCCCUCAACUUGUGGAACAUCCCCCAGUGCGAGCCGAAAGCAGGGGAGCCACUCCUGAUAUUAGGAUGUCGAGCUACAAAUCCAGAGCAACAAGCCUUCUCUUUAAUCUCAAAGACAACAGGAAAAGAGUUAAAAGCACUUACAGUCCCACCAAAUUCAAGGGCUUGGAGACACAGGACAAAAACAAACAGCCUUUAAUCCAGGAGCCAAGAGACACUGUGAUAGAUAUCCCGGAUUUCCCAGAUGCAGAAUAUCCUCAGGUAGAGGAAUCCGGCUGGACAAAUGCAGUCUCACACAAUUAUGCAAACCAGUAUUUUAGCCCUGGAUCGUCCUUUGCAACUAAUUAUGAGCCUGCGGCCGCAAAUACAGGCCAAUAUUCAGAAUACACUUCAAGUGAUUACCAGACAGCUCAGAUGCAAGAGAGAGCUCAGACGAAGCAGGAGAUUCUGACUUCAAAGAUAAAAGCUCACGCUGAAAAAGAGAUUUCUGCGAUCAAAGAGAAGGGGUUUGCUAAAAGAGAUGGAAUUAUAUCCAAAACUUCUACCAAGCAAUUAGGAGGUAAUCAGUUUAUAAAUGCUCGACAGAAACCACCAUCACAGGACGCUCCUAAAAAGCAUGACAGCACAAUUUCCAGUAAUGCAACACUAAAGCACCAUAUGGAGCCCCAAGGAACAAAGAUGGUACCAGCCAAGUCUGCUUUACCUUCCAGCUCUGCUACAAUCCCAGUUAAGUCUGCAGCAACAACCAGUCAGUCUCUGGACCAAUCGCAGAAAGUUCUCAAAGAACCAAUGAAUGGAGACGUGCCAAAACCACCCACAGAAUCAAAACUGACCACGAGAACCGACAACGGCUUGGUAGAACAUCAAAAUAAAGAGAAUCGCUCUCCAAUACAUAGUAAAGAACAACCACCUAAAACCAAGCAAUUAAAGCAGGAAUCAGAUCUUGAAGAAAACUCUGGGAACAAGACUGAUGGACCUAAAGACAAUCUUAUUUUAGACACUGUCAAUCUCAUCAAGGAGAAAGAAGCUAGACCUGUCGUUGAAGUCAAAAGUUCAAAAGCUAUAACCACAGAAAAGGCUGAGAGUACACACGAAGCAGUUCUUGAGGAUUCAUCACUUAAUAUUGUCUUUGGUCAAAUUAAGACUCCUGUGGCUGAUGACAGCUUGCAGAUCAGAGGAAUAAUGGUAACUGUGCGAGAAAGAAAACCAUCCUUAAGCGAUGUUGAGAUUAAUUCUCCUAACACUCCCGACCAAAUUAACGCAAAAGAAAGCAGGAAUUCAGAGUUAAAGGAAGGAAAUCUAAGCUCAGAUCCAGAGACAAGCAAAGGUAAUACAUCUUUAAAUACCAAAGUAGAGAGUAAGGACAAAGUUAUUCAAGGCACUCAUCCUACAAUGAUAGAUGAUAAGACUAAAGUAGGAAUGAAAAUUCAUCCUGAAAACAUCCAAGGAGCUUCAACCCGAGAGACAAAACAGAACAAUAUGUUUGAAACGGUCACUCUACAGCAGGAGAGUUCCUACGCAGAUGCAAGUCCCCAAAGGGAAACACAACUCCAAGAACCAGCGCGUGAAAAAGUCUCGCCUUCCAAUGUCACUGUACCUGCUAAAAAUAAAACACUGGCAGAAACUCAAUCCCUUCUCUACAACCAAGACAUAAUACCCGGAGAAACUAAAGACUUCACAAAUGUAACGCCAAUAGAGAACCGUUCAAAGAGUAUAGGAACAGAUGAAGUAAAGGUUAAUGUUCACGAGAAAAAUCCACCAAAAAGCCAAACAACACAUGCCAAUGAUUCCAACGUGGUGGCCAAGCAAAUCAACCAAAUGAAUGAUUGUAAAAGAGAUGGUGCUGAAUCUUUGAUAAAGCAGAACAUCAAGCCUUUAGUGAAAGAAGAUAUGUCCACUGUCAUAAAUCCAUCCAACAGCAGGGACACAGAUGGAAAGAGUGCACCCCUAUUGGACGAAAAGAAACAUCACUCAACACCACCAAAGCCUCUCAGUAAAACUAGUGCAUCUCACAAUUUAACUGACAACGAGAACAGACAAGUAGAAAAUAAUCAAGUGGAUGAUAGUGUGCAUAUAGACAGCAUUGCCAUCAGAGUUGUGUCAGCGGUAACUGAGGACAACAUAACCAAAGGAGAAAAACAUGUCACAGCUGUUGCUUCAGAUGAAGCUACAGCUAAUGACCAAGUUGCAUCAUCUUCUGUUGAAGGAAAAUUAAAAAAGGACAACAGAACCAAAGACACCAUUGCAGCCAGCAGUGAAAAUCAGUUUGAAAUAAAUUUGGAAGAUAAUUUACUGGUACAAAGCGUGCUGUCCAGUGUGAGAAAACUGUCUGACUCACUGAAAAACAACAAUCAACAGGAGAGCAUUAACGCAACGAGUCAGAAUGUUCAAGAUGAAACUGGAGAGCAUGAAAGCAUUAAUGCCAGCGGGAAUUCAGUGGACGAAUCAAAAACACAUCCAACAGAGGAAGAUUACUUUCAAGUGCAAGGGACAGCAGAAACUAAUCAUAAACCACACAGGAAAGCAAAUGUUGCAGAUUCUUCAGAUGCUGUUUCAAAGGGAAGGGAUCUUCCAGGAUUACAGUCAAAGAAGGGACUUUUUAGCAAAGAAUCAGACAAUGAAAGAAAAAAUGAAGUCUUUAUGUUGGAUCAAAGUCUAAGAAAAACAGCAGAAUCAAGGUCAGUAAACAUUCAAGAAGAGAACGCGAAAAGGAACAACGGAGAAACAGAAGAUAAACUGGCCUCCAAACAGAGUGAUGGUCCCACAGAAAGACCUGGUUCUAAAAAUGAGAAGUCCCAGGUGGGUCAAGCUGUUCAUAUCAGAAAACAGCAAACAGAGAGCAAGUCCACUUUAUCCUUAAGAGAAAGACAGAGCCUAAGAAAUUCAAACCCAACAAGGGAAUCAGGUGGAGAAAAACCUGAGGUUAAACCAACACCUAAACCUAGAGCAUCCACAAUACCGGAGAUAUCCGCACUUGCAGACUAUGCCAGGUUAAAAGUGAUUGUUUCAGAAGACCGGGACGACACAAUCCAGGAAUUCCCUCCCAAUAAAAAGGAAGGAUUCUUUCCACUUAUACAGAGUCGUCAUAGCAGACGCCCAGUGUUCACUGCUGACCCACAAGACUUCCCCGUGAAAGAGAAAACUUUGCCAAAUAAAACAGAGGUCAGCUCCAAAGUGAACAAAGAGCCCAAACCCUUGGUGUUUCCCAUUACAGAGAAGGAACAUCAAAGGACAGGGAUGUUUAAACUAGGAGACAAAGAAAGACAAGAAAAACUGCUUUUAGAUGCCAAAGCCAAUGAAGAUACUCAAGUUAAAAAUGCACAACACAUCCAAGGAAGGAUAAAGUCACCAACAAGUCAUGUAAAGAAAGAAAGGAUUGAAGAAGCACCUUUAACUGAUAUGCAAAGAGCUCAUCAAACAGAUGAGAGGACUCAGUCAAACAAUCCUCCCUUGCAAGCACCAGCCUCAUCUUCUGCUCUCAAUAGACCAAGGCAAAGAAACACAUCUGUGACACAACAAAUGAAGCCAAGUGAUAACACCAAUCCAAAUGAAAAACUUCAAGAAUUUUCCCCAACAGCUGAAAGAAUACCAUGUUUGGAUAAAAACCCGCACCCGAAACCCACUUUGGUGCAAGGUAACAACAUGGAGGAUAGCACAAGAACUUCAAGAAAAACUCAGAAGAUUGAAAAUGCUAAGACGGACAGUUUAGAAAAACCUACACCUCCGCAUGAAGACACCAAGCCAAAACAGCAGAACAGAGCAAAACAGUCGGAGGUCAAACACACUUCUAGGACAGACGACACAGAAGACGUGAAAAUAAAACACAUAAUUGCAGAAAGUAGAGCUUCUCUGGCUGAAGAAGAGAGGAAAGCUGCUAAGAGAGAAGAGGAGAGGAGAACAAGGGAGCGGGAGGCCAUUGCUAACAGGAUCAAGGAGAGACGGGAAAAACAACGAGAAGCAGACAGACGGGAAGAGGAAGAAAGAAAAGGAAAACACACUGAAGGAAGCAGAGCUGCCCAAAAAGAGAAGAUGAGAGCAAAUCAAAGACAAGAAGAAAAACUAGUGAAAGAAAUUGAGGAGAUAAGGGAAUUGAUAGCAGAGGAACAGCAAGGAAAACACAGAGAGCAGCAGAGGCUAGCUUCUCAAGAGGUCCCGCGUAGAAGAGCUGCUAGCAAUGAGCGGCAAAGAAGAGCUGCACAAGAGGAGCAGCAGACGAGAGCUGCAAAAGAGGAGCUGCACAGGAAAAGAGCUGCCGAAGAGGAGCAGAAGAGGAGAGCUGCACAAGAGGAACAACAGAGGAGAGCUGUUGAAGUCGAGCAGCAAAGGAAGGCUGCUCAAGAGGAACAGCAGAGGAGAGACGCACAUGAGGAGCAGCAGAGAAGAGCUGCACAAAAAGAGCAGGAGAGGAAAGCAGCUCUGGAAGAAGAGCAGAAAAGAGCUGUUCAAGAGGAGCUGAAGAACAGAGCAGCACAAGAGGAACAACAGAGGAGAGCUGCACAAAAAGAGCAGGAAAGGAAAGCAGCUCUAGAAGAAGAGCAGAAAAGAGCUGCUCAACAGGAGCAGCAAAUGAGAGCUGCACAUGAGGAGCAGCAGAGAAGAGCUUUUCAAGAGGGGCAGCAAAGGAAAAGAGCUGCUGAAGAGGAGAAGCAGAGGAUAGUUGCACAAAAAGAGCAGGAGAGGAUCGCUGCUCUAGAAGAACAGCAGAAAAGAGCUGCUCUGGAGGCGCAACAGACGAGAGCUGCUCUAGAGGAACAGCAAAGAAGAGCUGCACAAGAGGAACAGCAGAGGAUAGCUGCUCUAGAGGAACAGCAGAGAAGAGCUGCACAAGAGGAACAGCAGAGGAUAGCUGCUCUAGAGGAACAGCAGAGAAGAACUGCACAUGAGGAGCAGCAGAGGAUAGCUGCUCUAGAGGAACAGCAGAGGAGAGCUGCACAUGAGGAGCAGCAGAGGAUGGCUGCUCUAGAGGAACAGCAAAGAAGAGCUGCACAUGAGGAACAGCAGUGGAGAGCUUCUCUGAUUGAGGAGCAAAGGCUGGCCAGACAGACUGAGGAGAAAAUACUCACUGACAUUGAGGAGAGAAAGAAAAUAAAUCAGAGAGAUCAGGAGCAACCUGCAGACAUUUCAGAACAGAAAAGGUUCAAUCUGAUUCAGGAGCAAAGGAAAACCGAGCAGCACACCGAAGAGCAGCGGGAAGGAAGACAGAAAAAAGAAGAGAGGGCCAGAGUUCUUGAGAAGAGCCAAGCGGCACCGAACGAUGAGAAGAGAGGGGCACAAGAACGGAUGCUAGAUCAAAAAGAGGGACGCGAAAGAGACAAAGCGGCUCAGAGGAUGGAGGCUCUCCAAUACUAUGCCAUCACCUCAACAGACUCGGAGAGGAAGCCAAAAGAGAGGCAGAUAUACUCCCCUUUACCUCCCCAACAGAAAAACAAUCCUGUCGGGCCGGAAUCAUCUGAAGACUCAGGAUCCCAUUCUAGAUCUUAUAGGCCACAUGCCCCUGCAUCUCCAGCUCCAUCUCUUCCCCGUUCCAACACCUCCUCUCCUGCUCUGGGAGCCAAGCCCUCGAUGUUCCGGGUGAAAGAUAACAGUUUCAGAGGUUCUUCUUUCACCAAGUCAGUCAAACCACGCUUCCAUAAAAGCUUCGGAGAGGAUUACCGAGUGGGUUCCCCUAUGGAGAGGGAGAGACGAGAGGACGAGCAAGACAUAUUAAGAUGGAGUGCUGGAACUCCUGUCCACCCUGACAGACUUGCCGCAAUCAGAGAACUCUCAUCUUUUCCACCAACAUCUUCGUCACAGGACUACUCAGUCCCCCUCCCUCAACACAGGCCUUACUCCAGGAGGAGCAUCGCUCUGGAUGAAGACGACUCCCGCUCUGUCGUCAGCAACAUGUCCGAGGGUGUUGAGAGUUUUGCCACCAGUGCAGCAGACCUGUCGGAUAUAAGAAGCUCGUACUAUGACGAGAGACCCGAAUCCGCCUGUAGCUUCAGCAGCGAUGUGUCUCGUUCUAUGGGCAAGCCUCCAACUGUCCCCCCGAAGAGUGAGAAAGCCUUGCGCAGGGCGAAAAGGUUGACUUCUCGAAGAAUCAACAAGGAAAAGCCCAAAGCCGGAGCAGACGGCCCUGCUGGGGUUGAGAAACCUCUUCAAGACGUGUCCGGUAUUCCUUCCUCCUCCUCCACUGAGGUAUGCUCCUCAAACCGCCAUGCUGUGGCUUCCCCUCAUUUUACCCCACCUCUCUCCCUCGCUCUUGCUCCAGCCCUGGGGUCGAGCUUGCCUUCUUCCAGCACUGAGCACCAAUCGUCUCACAGCUCUUUCCAUGCUUCCCCUCACGCCACUGCUCCUGUCUCCCUCCCAGUCGCCUCACCUCAUGCUACUGCACCCGUUUCCCUUCCCAUCGUCUCCACUCAUGCUACUGGCCCCGCUUCCCACACUGCUGCACCAAAGACAGUUGCUCAUAUUCCCUCUUCUCCCACUCUCCAUCAUGCAAACCGCCCAGCUACAGUGACACAGUACCAUGUAGAGUCAAGCUAUCCCCAGUCCUACCCACUGACCCAGCGUAAGGUGCUGCAAGACCUCGGCUCCGGCCAGUACUUUGUAGUGGACGUGCCUGUUCAAGUGAAAACAAAGACUUUCAUCGACCCAGAGACAGGAAAGUAUGUUCAGCUGAAUGUGCGGGAGUCUGCUCAGAGUAACCCCCGACCCCAGCCAAAGCUCCAGCCUCAGCCGCAGCAAACAUACCUACAGCCUCAGCUUCAACCCCAAAUGCAGGUCAAGCCACAGCAGCAGCAGCAGCAGCCCCUCUCCCAGCCCUCUCCAGCUGGCAAGCCUGCUGUGUUUUAUGAAGGCUACCAAGGCUACCAACCUGCAGCUAACAAAUUCGUUCCCCACAACAGGUCCUCAGCCCCUGGAACUCCCUACCAGGACCAACAGCCCGUGAGGGAGGGACGCAUCUACGGAUAUCAAGCCCCUGAAAUUAUAGCGAACUCUGAAGGGCCUCGCUAUAGCCCAGAGAAGACUCCGUACAUGGACACAGUUAAUGAUUCAGGCAAAACACAUAACACAGUUUACAACACACAUGGCCCAUAUGAGUCGUUCCCAGAGUGCGACACAAACAGCCAGCUUGCAGGAAGCCAAGUUCGUGAAAAUGAUAACUCAGCCCACUCGCGGUAUCAGCCCCAAGAAAUAAUCGCCAUAAGUGAACUAGAGGACUUUAUGGAGGUGUCUGACUGGUGAGGAAAACUGGCACAGAAAUUGUGCCUCAAAAAAGGUUGAUAAUGUAAAGAUGACAGAUAGGACAGAGUAUUUAACAAAACAAAAAAAAAGCACAGUUUGAAUGGAUCAUUAAAUGCAGUUUUAAGUGUUUGUAAAUUACUUUUACAAGUGGAAACAGUUUCAGAAUGUUUUUUGGUUUUCAGUUUUGAAGUUAAAUUUCUGCUGAUAAUUGUGGAUUAACUGUUUAGCUAUUUAUUGUGUUACAAAGAAGUCACCAUUCCAUUUGACUUUUGAAUGUGCUAAGCUAUUUUUGAUGUGUAUACAGUAAGAUACAGUCUCCCAUUGUCUGCUAAACCUGGAUUCAUGUUGUCAUAAAUAAACCAGAAACUGUAUGUCUAUACCUUUUGGUAGUUUGAAAAAAAAAAAAUGCUUUGAACAUUAAAAGAGCUGCUUCAGUUUUCAUGAUUUAUCUCUUGUUGAAAAAUGUGGAUUUUAAUGAUGCAUAUACUACUAAAAACCCAGAGUGCCAAUCAAAGAUCUGCAGUUUGUGGAAAGCAAAGCUUGUGUAUUCAACCACUGUGUCAAUAUUCAAACAUGUUGAUAAGAUUAAUACGGAUUUUAAGGUUUAGUUUCAAAUGGUAGUCCAUUUGGAAGGAAGCUUGUCACUGUGUUGCUGUGAAGAUUUCAGGCAGUAAAAUCACACUUCAUUAAACCCAAUCAUUCUUUGGCAUAAUGAAAGUCUUUCAAAAUCACCUUGUAAAAAUGAUAAAUAAAAAAAGGAAAUGUGAAACAU
This is a messenger RNA of Labrus mixtus (cuckoo wrasse), 9535 nucleotides long. RefSeq lists its product as uncharacterized. NCBI's taxonomy places the organism in Eukaryota, Metazoa, Chordata, Actinopteri, Labriformes, Labridae. Gene Ontology annotation, cellular component: Z disc. The annotation marks the transcript as partial. The record is from RefSeq and is a predicted model, not a curated record. The transcript is spliced from 2 exons. Gene Ontology annotation, biological process: positive regulation of calcineurin-NFAT signaling cascade.